AUGCCUGAAACUGAUGCAGGUUACGAAGAUGGUGUGGAAGAACGUGUUAUUAAUGAAGAAUAUAAAAUUUGGAAAAAGAAUACUCCUUUCCUGUAUGAUAUGGUUAUGACUCACGCCCUGGAAUGGCCAAGCCUUACAGCUCAAUGGUUACCUGAAGUCACAAGACCAGAAGGUAAAGAUUUUUCUAUUCAUCGACUUAUCUUGGGAACUCAUACAUCUGAUGAACAAAAUCACUUACUUAUUGCUAGUGUUCAUAUGCCAAAUGAUAAUGCUCAAUUUGAUCCUAAUAGUUAUGAUGUUGAACGUGGUGAGUUCGGUGGGUUUGGUGCAGUAACCGGUAAAAUUGAGAUCAAUAUAAAAAUCAAUCACGAGGGUGAAGUAAAUCGAGCUCGUUAUAUGCCACAGAAUCCAUGUGUAAUCGCUACUAAAACGCCUAGUUCUGAUGUUUUGGUGUUUGAUUAUACCAAACAUCCAAGUAAACCUGAUCCAUCUGGUGUAUGUCGACCGGAAUUACGUUUAAGAGGGCAUCAAAAAGAAGGUUAUGGUUUAUCAUGGAAUCCAAAUUUAAAUGGUUAUUUGUUGUCUGCGUCGGAUGAUUAUACUAUUUGUAUGUGGGAUAUUAAUGCAACUCCAAAAGAAGGUCGUAUUAUAGACGCUCAAACUAUAUUCACUGGUCAUACAAGUGUUGUAGAAGAUGUCAGUUGGCAUCCAUUACACGAAUCUAUAUUUGGUUCAGUUGCUGAUGAUAAAAAACUUAUGAUAUGGGAUACACGUAGUGGUUGUACAACACGUCCUAGUCAUACAGUUGAUUCACAUUUAGCUGAAGUUAAUUGUUUAUCAUUUAAUCCAUUUAGUGAAUAUAUAUUAGCCACUGGUAGUGCUGAUCGAACUGUUGCACUAUGGGAUUUACGUAGUUUACAAAUGAAGUUACAUUCAUUUGAAUCGCAUAAAGAUGAAAUAUUUCAAGUUCAAUGGUCACCACAUCAUGAAACUAUUCUUGCUAGCUCAGGUACCGAUCGACGUCUACAUGUUUGGGAUCUUAGUAAAAUUGGUGAAGAACAAUCAGCUGAGGAUGCUGAAGAUGGACCACCGGAAUUACUGUUCAUUCAUGGUGGACAUACAGCGAAAAUUUCAGAUUUUUCAUGGAAUCCAAAUGAUGCAUGGGUUAUUUGUUCAGUAUCUGAAGAUAAUAUAUUACAAGUGUGGCAAAUGGCUGAGAAUAUUUACAAUGAUGAAGAACUUCCACUGACCAUUGAAAAUGAAUAA
Molecule: messenger RNA, 1266 nt
Organism: Schistosoma curassoni
Lineage: Eukaryota; Metazoa; Platyhelminthes; Trematoda; Strigeidida; Schistosomatidae
Source: the annotation of a GenBank genome assembly